ACUCUUCUAUGAACCUGUCACUACACCUUGUGGACACACCUUCUGUCUCAAAUGUCUUGAGAGAUGCCUGGAUCACAACCCAAAAUGUCCCCUGUGUAAGGAAGGGCUCUCGGAGUGCUUGGCUAUGAGGAAAUACUGUAAAACAGUACUAAUGGAGGAGUUAAUAGCUAGGUAUCUUCCAGAGGAACUCACUGAAAGAAGAAAGAUUUAUGAAGAGGAAAUAGCAGAGCUUUCCAACCUAAAUAAGAAUGUUCCUAUAUUUGUCUGCACAAUGGCUUAUCCUACAGUCCCAUGCCCUCUGCACAUCUUUGAGCCAUGUUACCGCCUGAUGAUUCGAAGGUGCAUGGAGACUGGCACCAAACAAUUUGGGAUGUGCAUCAGUGACCCUGUAAAGGGCUUUGCAGAUUAUGGCUGCAUUCUGGAGAUAAGAAAUGUUGAAUUCUUUGCUGAUGGUCGCUCUGUUGUAGACAGCAUCGGCAAGAGGAGAUUUAAGGUGAUACAGCACAGCCAGCGUGAUGGCUAUAAUACAGCAGAUAUUGAGUACAUUGAGGAUCAAAAGGUGCAAGGACAAGAGUAUGCGGCGUUACUUGUUCUCCAUAAUUCUGUCUAUGAUCAGGCAUAUAUGUGGUUUAACUCCCUCAAGCAAGCACUCAAAAGUCGAAUUCUCAGUCAUUUUGGUCCAAUGCCAGCUAAGGAUCCUGACCCACAGGCUAACCCUAACGGGCCAGCCUGGUGCUGGUGGGUCCUAGCUGUCCUUCCACUUGAGAACAGAGCUCAGCUCCCUUUCCUGGCCAUGAAAUCCCUCAAAGACCGCUUGAAUGGCAUCAGACGUGUCCUUACAUUCAUGUCUCGUACAAGAUCACGGUGAUGGUGAGGAGAGCCGUGAAGUCUCCCAACCGUACUUGACUGUAGACUCUCUCUUGUAACUUCAUCUAACUGCAAUAAUGUCUUACAGAUUUGAAUGUCAGGAAUUUUCAAGCCUGAAUUUCAAAGAAAUUGAGUUAUAAAGAGCAAGAGAUGUUUAUGGAUACUGCAAUAGUUUCCAUUUGGAACUCUGAGAUGAUUAUUCAAUCACUGCACUGCUAAAUUAAUAACAAAUGUGAUAGAACAAAAAGUGAUCUUGUUUGCCAUAAACCUUUUAAAAAGCUUAA
This is a messenger RNA of Phaethon lepturus (White-tailed tropicbird), 1151 nucleotides long. It is a transcript of the gene LONRF3, whose product is annotated as LON peptidase N-terminal domain and ring finger 3. The record is from RefSeq and is a predicted model, not a curated record. The transcript has 6 exons. The annotation marks the transcript as partial. Lineage: Eukaryota; Metazoa; Chordata; Aves; Phaethontiformes; Phaethontidae.